Messenger RNA from Angiostrongylus costaricensis, 1152 nucleotides. The record is from the annotation of a GenBank genome assembly. NCBI's taxonomy places the organism in Eukaryota, Metazoa, Nematoda, Chromadorea, Rhabditida, Metastrongylidae.
AUGACGGAAAAGAGCGAGUCUUUGGCUGAAAUCGCGUCCGCUUUGAACCAUUUAUCAGAUGACUUGGACAAAUUCGAGGCUACUUGGGAUGCAAAUAUGUCGAAGGUGUUAUCCAGCACAAACCUUUAUGAACGAGAACUUUUUUCUGAUGGUGGUGCCCCCGAGAUGUCGGUGACAGCCCAAAUAUUGUUAGAGGAAGUCACUUCCCGAGGUGAAGAGACACUAACACAGAUGCUCGCUCAUCACAAAUCACUUCAUCACGCUGUAUCCCAAAUUGGCAAGGAUAUAGAAAAAGCGACACAUAAGGACAUUGGUGGUUUGAUUCGAAACGAGAAGGAGAUUGAGCGCGAUGCCAAAGCCGAACGUCUCGUGAACGGCAUGAUUUGUGAUUACCUGAUGACUUGCGGUCUUACGAAUGUAGCAGAAAUUCUUGUGAAAGAGGCUGCACUAGGUGGCCGAAUAGAUGACUACUUUGCAAACCGGAAAGUUAUUGAUUGGAUAAUGGAAUCAUUGAGAAAUCAGGAUAUUGCGCCGGCCGUAGCUUGGCUGAAGCAAAAUCCUCAUAGCGACUCAAAGCUGCACUAUGACCUUCUACAGCAACAUAUUGUAGCACUAAUUCAAGAUGGAAAAAGGGUUGAAGCACUGCAGUUUGGCAAGCAACUCUCACCUUUCGGUUACGAGCAGGAAACGGCACGGUUGAUGGGAGCAGUAGUUUUAGCAAAGGACUGUAAUGAUGCUCGUUAUGAGGCCUUGUUUAAUCCAUUAGCGUGGCCUUUGCUGGAGUCGAGAAUGUCAGUCGCCCUCGCUCAAAGCGACAGUCGUUUCGGAAAUGUAAUUUCGACUGGGAUGCGAGCCGUACCGAUUUUGAUGAACUUGAAGCAAGUGAUGGUGAAUCGCCAGGACCACUUAUUCAGUGGUGAAGAACUUCCAGUUGAGGUUAAGAUUGACGAAUAUGUUCAUUCUACGUUCACUUGCCCGAUUUUACGUCAGCAGAGCACAGAUAAUAACCCACCAAUGAGGCUUACAUGUGGUCAUGUUAUAUCUAGAGAAGCUAUUAGCAAAUUGUGUAGUAACCACAGGAAUAAUAGAUUAAAAUGCCCCUAUUGCCCUGAGGAAUCCCAUCAAAAUGAUGCUAAACAGGUUUACUUUUAA